Messenger RNA from Linepithema humile (Argentine ant), 760 nucleotides. It is a transcript of the gene Crz, whose product is annotated as Corazonin. NCBI's taxonomy places the organism in Eukaryota, Metazoa, Arthropoda, Insecta, Hymenoptera, Formicidae. Gene Ontology annotation, molecular function: corazonin receptor binding. The record is from RefSeq and is a predicted model, not a curated record. Gene Ontology annotation, biological process: positive regulation of heart contraction.
CACGAUAGCGGAAUGAUAGUGAAACGAUGACUCGCCAGUGUGGCCGCAUAGCGGUUCAACCUGAGAACUACAAUAAACGCGCGGUGCCGUGUUUGAUGAAAGUGCAAAGUUAGACCAAUUUCCGCACAAUGUCAACUAAUAUUAAUUACUAAUAAUGAACGGUCUUAUUGUGUGCUGCCGUCUAAGAAUAUAAUCGUCCGUCACUCGAUAUUGAACCACAGAACACACCUCUUACCUUAACGCGUAUAUAAAGCUUCUCCUCGGUCAAAUCAGAGCACAUUUUCGGCAGAUUUUCUACAAGAGCGUACUGUUCCAGCGACGAGACGAAAGCUCAUCCAGAUGGCCAAUAAACCUAUAUUCGCCCUUUUCGUUCUAUCGUUGGUUACAAGUACCGUGCUGUGCCAAACCUUCCAAUAUAGUCGCGGAUGGACCAACGGCAAGCGAUCCGAAUUUCCGAACACGGCGGAAAUCUCCAAUCUGGGGAACGAACGUUUCACCAGCGGCGAAUUCAAGACAUUGAAGAUGCUGUUGCACGGGAACGCCGACGAGCAACCGCUGUUGAUCAGCAGUGAUUUCAUGGAAAAACUGAGAAAACUCGCUCAGAAGGUUAAUUAUAUUCUUCAACUGCGCCAGGAAAAGGGACAGAAUGACGAUAAUUACUGAACGGUCGUCACACAUUGAUUAUGAUUGUCGCAAGAAAGUACUCGACAUGUAAUUUAGGCAUUUAAUCAAAACAAAAUAAACGAACAUCGCUAAAUUA